AUGGAUGAUGGAUUUGGCAAAGACAUUCCAGAAUUUGGGCGAGUAAAAGGCAGAAGGAAGAAGUCAUUUGCAAAGAAAGUAAAUGAAAAUGUUAAGGUUGAAGAGGUAGAUGUUGCUCUUCAUCAACCUUACAAAGUUAAUUCGACCCCUGACAGAGACUUACCAAGUGCGCUUCAGAGUGAUGGUCAAUCUAAAAGAAUGGUGGCUAUUGGUGGUGGUGUUGGGGGUGGGGAUGCUGCUAUUGAGGGUGAGGAUGUUGAUGUUGGGGGUGAUGAUGGUGCUAUUGGGGGUGGGGAUGAAGUUGUUGGGAGUAGGGAUGAUGAUGAUGAUGACGAUGAUGUUAGGACUACUGCUGUUGAGGGUGGGGAUGUUGAUGUUGGGGGUGAUAAUGGUGCUGUUGGGGGUGAGGAUGAAGUUGUUGGGAGUGGGGAUGAUGAUGAUGAUGAUGAUGAUGUUGGGACUACUGCUGCUGUUGAGAAACCUGGAGGUGAGAAGAAAAAAAGUGUGCUAGAAAGAGAUUCUGAUUAUUCAACUAAAGGUUAA
Messenger RNA from Abrus precatorius (Indian licorice), 543 nucleotides. Its product is annotated as golgin subfamily A member 6-like protein 2. Lineage: Eukaryota; Viridiplantae; Streptophyta; Magnoliopsida; Fabales; Fabaceae. The record is from RefSeq and is a predicted model, not a curated record. The transcript is spliced from 2 exons. Bases 1 to 543 code for a protein of 180 amino acids.